This is a messenger RNA of Symbiodinium sp. CCMP2456, 2895 nucleotides long. The record is from the annotation of a GenBank genome assembly. NCBI's taxonomy places the organism in Eukaryota, Dinophyceae, Suessiales, Symbiodiniaceae.
AUGGAGCCGCCUCUGAAACGCAGCAAAAGCGGGAGCUUGUGUCACUCGACGCAGGUGCCAAAACUGGGUUCGCUGGAUCCCGCCUCGGGCGGCAAAUUGGCGGACUUCCGGCGCUCUUGCAAAGAUGGUGGCCUGGACUGCGACACGAUCCAUUACUCCGUGCCCAGACCUGCAGGGGACGGAGAAGUCGCAGGCAAAGUGACAUGGUUUGGUGACGUGCAAUGGGUCAUUGAUGGGACUCCUGAUCCUGAGAAGGUGCAGCAGACAAUCGACGUCUCCAAAAUUCGAUAUGCUUUUGAAGCUGGCACGACGGCACCACCAGGAGAUGAGGCUGGCCAUGGUGAAAUGGUUGCCUUCAAUGGCAAUGCCUACAUUCGAUCCACUCGAACUGGAAGUUCCGAAUUUUACAAGACCGUGUAUGGCCCCUACAUGCGCUGUGAAGCAGCCGGGCUGGUGGGACCUCCAAAUGCCACUCCAGAUCUGGUUGCCACCACAUUACUGGGAGGUAUGACCUGGACUUCUGCCAUCAAUGACAUGUUCUCAACUAUCGAAAAUCGCAGCGGAGCACCGGCGGCCGCAUUUGGCGGCAUGGUCACCUUCGAAAAGUUGAUAGGCAGGCAACCCAUGCCAGCUAAGGACAAGUACUACCCGUUCGCUCCCCAUGUGGAGCACAAUGUCAAUUGCGUAGUUGUCGGCUUCGUUGCCGACAUGCCUGCUGUCGAGAAGCAGGGCAUCACAGGACUCGAGAAGGUCUUGUACAAGGGAGCCUCUGGAUCUGCUGGAGGAGGAGCUGCGGACUUCCUCACCUUGCAUGCCCAUCUGGUGACGCUGCGGCGCAGCUGCAAGGCAAAAACGCCUCAAGAGGUGCUGCCUCAGGAUGUGAAGGAGGUCUACCACCUGGAUUCAUCCAGCAUCGUUUCGAGUUUCAAUCUGGAAGUAUGGCUCAUCAAUGAAAGCAUGCAAGAGCACGCUGCGAUGUCGGAAGAUUCGGUGUGUCCGCUAAUCGCACCGCCUCCAAGCACGUGCAACUGUUCCGAAUGGGUGGUCAACGCAUUAGUUGAUGCUGGUGUGACGCACGUCUUUGGUGGACAUGGUGGUGCCCUUGUACCACUAGUGAAUGCGAUCGUGAGCCAUCCGAAGGUGCAGUGGGUUUGCACACGAAACGAGGCCAAUGCCUCACUCAUGGCAGCUGCCUAUUCCAAACUGACGGGCAACUUGGGGGUUUGCGUUGCUACAUCAGGGCCGGGAGCCUCAAACCUGACAACGGGCCUGCUCGACGCCUUGCAAGAUCAGUGCUCGAUGAUUGCGAUUACAGGCCUCAAGCCGAGAGGUGGCAUCGGCUACAGCGAAUUCCAAGACCUCCAACAGAGUCGCAUGUUUGCAGCUGGGGGCCUGCCGCUGAGUCUCGACGUCUCGAGCCCUGAUGCCCUGGUACCACUGGUCCGAGAUGCUGUCGCGAAGGCACUGUCCCUGCGAACGGUUGUUCAUCUGGGCUUGCCAGUAGACGUCCAGGCUGCGAAAAGUCCAGUUCCCUUGAAGCCUUUCUGUGCAGCAGAUGUAAGGGAUGAGGUUGAGCUGUCAGAGACGCACUCGUAUGUCAUCAAGAAUGUUGCUUCUGAGCUCCGAGCUGCCUCUGGCCGUGGAAGUGGCCGGGUUGUGAUCGCCGUGGGCCAUCGUGCGGUGGGUGCCGGGAAGGAGAUCCUCCAGCUUGCUGAGCGCAUCAAUGCUCCGGUGCUGACACGGCUUGAUGCGAAAGGAUGCGUCGACGAGUCUCACAACCUCGUCUUUGGCGUUAUCGGUGUACACGGCAAAUCUGGACUUGAGCUCGCGACGAAAGUCAUUGAGACUUCUCAGUUGGUGAUUUCCAUUGGUAACCACGACGAUACCCUGUUGUUGUGCAACAGGGCUGGCCUGCAAAUUCGGCCUAUGAUCACGUUCGAGCCCGAUGCCAUGUGCCUACGGAUCAAUGCAAGAUACAGAGCGUUGUACGAUGUCGUUGGAAACGUGAAGUUUACUCUCCGUCGACUGUUGACUGAGCUGGGGCCGCAGGAGAAAGACCCUAUUGCCAAGAAUCCGAGUUUCAUGGAGGGCUGGCACAGGGAGUUGGCCUACAGCGGGAUGGACAUUGUGACGCCGCUGGACGCUGCCAACCUCCACAUGGCACCUCCACCCCGUCAUGCGAAACUGGAGCUCCCGGCGGAUGCCAAGAAGUUAUGGUCUGACAUCCACAACGGCAAGUGGAAGCUGCACAAAAGAGAAUCAUCUCGGUUCUUGUGCACGAGCCCAGCCUCGCAAGACCUGUCCCACCCGGACACAGUCAUGAAGGAGAUGUCUCGGCGCAUGGAGACCAACGACGUUCUCUGUGUGGAUGUUGGUGAUGUGACCCUGUGGGCCAGUUUGUCAGCUUGCCUCACCAAGGGACAAAGGACCUUGUCCUCGGAGCGACUAGGGACCAUGGGCUACGGCCUUUGCGCGGGCAUUGUCGCUAGCCUCGUCCGAGCUGGUGAUGGACGAGCUGUCGUCGUCAUAGGUGACGGCGGUGUUCAGAUGAGCAUCAACGAGCUGGGCACUGCGCAGCAUCUGUUUGCCAACUCGAACAAGGACCAUAGCCUCAUUCUUGUCAUCCUUGACAACGCAAAGCUCGGCCGGGUUGCCUUCGGAUUUGAAGGGGCCCUGGGCUGUGAUCUUGGCCCCUCGCCCGACUUCCCAGCCAUUGGCAAGGCGUAUGGUGGCAACGGCGUGAAGGUGGCAUCGGCUGCAGAUCUUACAGGUGCCAUGGAUGAGGCUUUCAAGUCCACGGGCAUCUUCAUCCUUCACGUCCUCAUAGAUCCGCUGCUGAAGGCUGACAUGGCGACGUUCCAGGACAAGUCAAUCACCAUGAUGGACAGUGGCUGA